AUGUCUCAACAAGGCCUUGAAACUGUGAACUACUGGAAUGAAAUCGCUGCUGUAUCUCGUAAUACUGCAAAACUGCUCAAAAUAAACUGGACGAUUGAAAACAUGUCAACGGUUAAUGGCACAAUAACCGGACCAGAAUUUUACCUAGAGAUUAAUUGCUUGUGUUCCAUUUUGUUCAACAGCGGCGGCAACAGCGAUUAUUAUGUCUUUCUGGUCAACAAAUCAGAUUUAAAUAUUAAAAUGCAAAGUCACAUUAUAUUUUUAGACAGCGAUGGUGGAGUUCUCCACGAGCAAACAAUGGGAACAGAAUUUGAUGUUUGUAAAAACAGUCGGGAAAAAAUUUCUACAUUUUCCUAUUCAAAAAGCAGAUUAACUUCUUUAAAAAACGACAAAUUGAUAAUCCAUUGUGUGAUUAAGGUAAAAGGACGUAAUACAACUAAAAUAAAUUUCUUGAAAUCUGCGAGCGAAUCUUGGAAAAAUCUGAUAGAUGAUUGGAAAAAGAUGUUCAAGAAUCCUGUCAGCUCAGACUUCACGCUCCAAGUGGGGGACAAAAUUAUUCGUGCACAUAAGACAGUCCUUCUUGCUCGUUCUGCAUAUUUCAGAAGAAUGUUCGAGACAGAGAUGAGAGAACAAGCAGAGAGUACCGUGCAUGUGACCGACGUGCUUUAUCCUACGCUGCAGAAACUAAUCGAGUUCUUGUACACUGGAAGUUUCUCCGACACAGAAGAUGGCAAUAUCCAAGAAAUCUUCGAUUUGUACAUAGCAGCGGACAAGUACAACGUCGUGGAAUUGAGAGCUGUAUGUGGAGAAAGACAGUUAUCCGCUGCCACGGUUGACAAUAUAUUGCAAAUAUUGCAACUUGCGCAAAGUCACGGGGAUGGAAAGUUGAAAAUGCGAGCUAUGGAUUUCGUAUUUUUCAAAUAUGAAGCCAUAGAAAAAUCGAGUGAAUGGAAAACAUUCGUCGCAAGUGAAACUGUCUUGGCUUCUGAAAUUCUAAAUUCCUGUUUCGAGCACUUUAAAUAUUCUUCUACUUAG
Argiope bruennichi is the source of this 1035-nucleotide messenger RNA. RefSeq names its product TD and POZ domain-containing protein 1-like. The record is from RefSeq and is a predicted model, not a curated record. The coding region runs from base 1 to 1035 and encodes 344 amino acids. Gene Ontology annotation, cellular component: cytoplasm. Gene Ontology annotation, biological process: regulation of proteolysis; proteasome-mediated ubiquitin-dependent protein catabolic process. Lineage: Eukaryota; Metazoa; Arthropoda; Arachnida; Araneae; Araneidae. Gene Ontology annotation, molecular function: ubiquitin protein ligase binding. The transcript has a single exon.